Miniopterus natalensis is the source of this 1313-nucleotide messenger RNA. Lineage: Eukaryota; Metazoa; Chordata; Mammalia; Chiroptera; Miniopteridae. The record is from RefSeq and is a predicted model, not a curated record.
AUGAAGUCAUGCCUGCUAGCGGAUGCCCACUACCAACUACUGUCCAACAUUGUGCUUAAGAUCCCAGCCAAGCCGGCCGGGCGCGAGGACGUGACAUUCUCCUUAACUAGCGAUACAAAUGGCUGGGAUCGGGGGCCCUCCAGGCUCCAGAUGCGCCCCGGGAAGGCAGCCGGGACCCGGGGGACCCCCGCCGAGGCGCGCGCGGACCGCAGAGACUUGUGUGGUUUUAUCUGCCACCUUUUCACAGGAUAUAAAAUUCCUGUCAUUGAAAAUCUCGGUGCCACCUUAGACCAAUUUGAUGCCAUUGAUUUUUCCGACAAUGAAAUCAGGAAACUGGAUGGUUUUCCUUUGUUGAGAAGACUGAAGACGUUACUGGUAAACAACAAUAGAAUAUGCCGCAUAGGUGAGGGGCUGGAUCAGGCUCUGCCCUGCCUAACAGAGCUCAUCCUCACCAACAACAGUCUUGUGGAGCUGGGUGACCUGGACCCUUUGGCGUCUCUCAAAUCACUGACUUACCUAAGUAUUCUGAGAAACCCUGUAACAAACAAGAAGCAUUACAGGCUGUAUGUCAUUUACAAAGUCCCGCAAGUCCGGGUGCUGGAUUUCCAGAAGGUGAAACUAAAAGAGCGUCAGGAGGCAGAGAAAAUGUUCAAGGGCAAACGGGGUGCACAGCUUGCAAAGGAUAUUGCCAGGAGGAGCAAAACUUUCAACCCAGGUGCUGGUUUGCCAACUGACAAAAAGAAAGGUGGCCCAUCUCCAGGGGAUGUAGAGGCGAUCAAGAACGCCAUAGCGAACGCGUCGACGCUGGCGGAGGUGGAGCGGCUGAAGGGCUUGCUGCAGUCGGGCCAGAUACCUGGCCGGGAACGCCGAGCAGGCCCCACCAAUGAUGGCGAAGAGGAGAUGGAAGAAGACACAGUCACAAACGGGUCCUGAGCUGCACGGCUGGAGUAUCCACCGGAUGUGUAACGUGUCCGCUUGGGACAAAGUCCUGCCUUUUGAAUAUGAAUAAUAGUCCUGUUUGUGUCAGUAGAGAGGAGUCCAUAAGCGUUGUUGAAAUGCUCCAAACUGCUGCUGGUCAUUUUUCAAUAUACACUUUGAAAUCUAAAUGCCUUGUUUUUUACAAAUAGUAACAAUAAAGGACACUCGCUGCGCCGCCAGGUUGCAUGUUGCUGGGCUGUGUGCGCAGUGAGGUGUGUGGACACCUUUAAGCCAGAGGUGCAGGAGGGCAGCGUUUCUAACUGGGCUUCCAUCCUCUCUGAAAUGUUUAGGAUUUUAAAUCUUUAAUAAAACUCAAGGUUAUCAAUGUGCCACCA